Molecule: messenger RNA, 1285 nt
Organism: Mugil cephalus (flathead mullet)
Lineage: Eukaryota; Metazoa; Chordata; Actinopteri; Mugiliformes; Mugilidae
Gene: rnaseh2a
Product: ribonuclease H2, subunit A
Exons: 9
Coding region: 165-1097 (310 amino acids)
Biological process (GO): DNA replication, removal of RNA primer; mismatch repair
Cellular component (GO): ribonuclease H2 complex
Molecular function (GO): RNA-DNA hybrid ribonuclease activity; RNA binding
Source: RefSeq, a predicted model, not a curated record
ACGACGACGACGACGACGAAGAAGAAGAAGAAGAAGAAGAAGAAGAAGAAGAAGAAGAAGCGGCGGUGGCGGCGGAAACGGAAAAAGAAGAAACACAUGACGUCACCCGAGGAGCGCCAAGUCUGUACUAGAAGAAAUUGAGAUUUGUCACUCCCUAAACCGGCAUGGACCUUAAACCCUUUGAAGCCGACAACUCUGUCAGCUGCCGCCUUACUUCUCCGAUCCCUGAUGUGUGCAGGUCAGAGGACUGCUGUUUGGGAGUAGAUGAAGCAGGCAGGGGACCUGUACUGGGGCCCAUGGUGUAUGGAAUAUGUUUCUGUCCAGUUUCCAAAAAGGAAGAGCUGAAAAACUUGAAAGUGGCAGAUUCAAAGACCCUGACCGAAGCAGAAAGGGAGAAUCUUUUCCAAAAUCUGGAUGAAGCCAGCAGUUAUGUAGGCUGGGCCACAGAGAUCCUUUCACCCAACACCAUCUCUGUCAGCAUGUUACAGAGGACAAAAUACAACCUCAACGCACUUUCACACGACACGGCCAUUGGUUUAAUACAGUAUGCAUUGGACUGUGGGGUGCAGCUUAAAGAGGUUUAUGUGGACACAGUCGGGCCAGCAGAAAAGUAUGAGGAGAAACUCUCUCAGCGGUUUCCAGGUAUCAACGUGACCGUGAGACCAAAAGCUGACUCCCUUUUCCCCAUUGUCAGUGCAGCCAGUAUCUGUGCAAAGGUUACCAGAGAUCGUGUUGUAAAAGGCUGGAACUUUGCAGAGGAACUAGGAGAUGUGGAUACAGACUACGGCUCGGGAUACCCCAAUGACCCCAAGACUAAAGCAUGGCUGCUGAAGUAUCUAGACCCAGUGUUUGGAUACCCCCAGUUUGUUCGAUUUAGUUGGAGCACUGCUCAAACCCUUAUGGACAGCAAGGCAGUGACUGUUCACUGGGACGAUGACGAGGAGGAUGGGGAGAAGGCAGCACAACGCCAGAACAACAGGUCCAUGUUGUCAUACUUCAGUGCUUCAGCUGGAGCUAACAACCAAAAUCCAAGCCACCAGACGCACCGCUUCUUCACCGAGAGAAGGCUCAGGAGCCUCGAUACACUCGAAGUUUAGAGGAAAAUACACAUAUAGUGGAAAGCAUAAGCUCAAUGUGGGAUUUUCAUAUGCAGCAUAACUGUUCAACCUGAACUGUUGCAAACAAGAUUUUGUGGCUCCAGUGCAAACUUGGAACAAUCUGUGUUUAUCUGUGCUCUAUGUUACCUUUUAAAAUACAAAGAAAAACUAGGAAAAAUGUAAAGUAA